Dermacentor albipictus is the source of this 1212-nucleotide messenger RNA. Lineage: Eukaryota; Metazoa; Arthropoda; Arachnida; Ixodida; Ixodidae. The record is from RefSeq and is a predicted model, not a curated record.
AUGAAGCCGCCGUGCUCAGGGCUGCUAGCGCCGUUCGUUUCCUUGCUUACCGCGUGCGGUUGUUGCACGUACGCGAAUGAAGUUUCCUACAACGCCAACUCUCCUGUAGUCCGCAUAAGCGAUGGACUCGUCGCCGGCCGGCGUGAAAUCAUCAGUGAUGCUACAGUGCACACGUUUCUCGGAAUACCUUACGCACAGCCUCCGGUGGGAGACCUUCGCUUCGAAAAGCCCCGGCCCCCAAAUCCGUGGCAGGGAACGUACAACGCCACCAGAAGCCCGAGCCCAUACAUGCAGAUAGAUUUUCCUUUCUUACUCGACAAGAAAAUCGACAACUCGCACGCUUCGGAGGACUGCCUCUACAUGAACGUAUGGAGGCCCGCUAAGGCAUGCGGUUCCGACGGCAAGGGCGAUGCCAGCAUGCCGGUCUUUGUUUUCGUUCAUGGAGGUGGCUUUCAGUGGGGUGACUCGUCGCUCUUCGCGCACGAUCUGUCCAACUUCGUUGCUCAUUCCGACGUGAUUGCCGUCGGUUUCAAUUACAGGGUGAGCAUUUUUGGCUUCCUAACGGCGGGUACGAAAGAGUUUCCCGGAAACUGGGGUCUCUGGGAUCAGAACUUGGCGCUCCAAUGGGUGCAGAAGAACAUAGGUGCUUUCGGAGGUAACCCGAAUGAAGUGACGUUAGCGGGCCAAAGUUCUGGCGCUAUUUCCGCAGCUCUGCACUCAAUUUCACCGAAGGGCAAAGGCCUUUUCAAAAGGAUGCUUCUGCAAAGCGGGUCAACUAUGUCUAUGAUCGUUGGAGAACCAUACAAAGGCUCGGCCAAAUUCAUAGCAGUGGCAGCGGGCGCGGGCUGCUACGAUGAAAAAAGGAGCGUCGAAGACCAACUCAAGGAGUCCGUAGCUUGUUUGAAGAAAGCCGAUGGCCGCGCCAUCUACGAGAGGCUCGCAAAGGAAAAACCUCAAGACCAUAUAUUCCCACCUGUGAAUGGUGAUGACUACCUUCUGGUUGACCCUCUGCUCGCAAAUGCAGCUGAUAAAAUAGCUACUGAGGAACUUUUCUUGGGGACGGUCACCAACGAAGGCACGAUCUUUGCUUACAAUGUCGCCAAACUUGUAAGUAGUAUCGGUGGUGCGUUUUCGUUGACAGAGGACUACAGGCUCACGGUGACAUUAGGCGUGAGUGCUCACGGUGACAUUAGGCGUGAGUACGCUCUUUAA